Messenger RNA from Dibothriocephalus latus, 225 nucleotides. The record is from the annotation of a GenBank genome assembly. Lineage: Eukaryota; Metazoa; Platyhelminthes; Cestoda; Diphyllobothriidea; Diphyllobothriidae.
GACGAAUACAGGGGAGCAGCGCGGUCACUCUGCUACAAAGUCCUCGGCGACAUGGUGGAGGCCAUCAUAGGCGCUGUUUACAUUGACUGCGGUGGUUCCAUGCCGAUUAUUAUCAGCGUCAUCUACAAUCUCCUUGAUCGCGAAUUUGAUGUGUAUGGUCGUGACAUACCGGCUGAUCCGAUCCGUCGGAUGCACGAGAUGUAUCCACAACUGGAGAUUUCGUAG